ACUUUUAGUGAUUUCAAAGUAUUGCAGAGGGAAAAUAGUGAGAGCAGGAGGGGCGUGGAGCGCAGGUGUUCAAGGAGGGGCGUGGAGUGCAGGUGGUCAUGGGACUUCACAGCACGCAUUUUUUUCAAGCCGAUGGCUGGGAUGUCUGGCACCCUAGAGUUUGAUGAUGUGCCUCACCGAAUGUCCACCUGUCGAGCGGCCAGGACCCUUGGAGUCCAAAAAUGAAGAGCCCAGCGGGAAAUAAUACCGUAGAGGAUGCAAUUGUCAUUGAAGUUGACGAGUCCCCUGUGGCAAUGAUUGAAGAUGCACUGCUGACAUGACUGCAAUCAAUCCGGAUGAGCCAUCGUCUUCAUCUCAACCACCUCAGUUGAAGGGCGAAGUUAGUCCGCUCCCCCAUUCCGGUUGGGUGCUUUUUACCCUUGCUUGGUUUGCUCCUGGGGUAUUGUUCCGGAGCAGUUAAGGAUCCCUUUUUCCUUGCAGAUAGAGGGCUGGACUACCUGAGUGCCAAGAUCGGCUUCAUGGAGUAUGGGAAGGAGCUCUGGAGGGCUGUUCAUCGUCUCAUAGGCAGGUCUUCCCUUGAGGAGUUGAUACAACUUCCUGGGCUCUUGGAGAGGACUGCGGCGAAUUAGAUGGCUUCGGCGAAUUAGAUGGCUUCAAGGUACCCGAGGCUUACAAACGCAAGGGAAUUAUGGAGGAACUGUCUCAAAUAGCGUGGGAGAUCCUGAAGCUGGAAGGGCUAAUUUCGCCAGUACUUUAUCCAUCCAUCGGUCCCUUACUUGACUUUUACUCAGAUCAACCCUCGAUCUUUGGUUAUGCCGAAGGUCUUUUGGAGAAGUUGAAGAGUGAUCCAGCAUAUCGGGAAGGCUUUCAUCUGACUCUCGAGGGCCAUUCAUUGAAGGAAGGAGAGUACGCUGCUCUUGCGGGGAUUUCACUACGAGACAACGAGGCUGGUAUGCUCGUUCUCCGACGUCUUAUUACCCAGACAGAGGCUUUAUUGUCCCAGGUCCGUGAGGAAAUGGGUGACUCCCCACUGACUAAGUUGGAGUCUGGCGCCUUCCCUUUGUUAGCAAGGCAAGCAGUCUUUCUCAAGGCAGCCGAACUGCAGGAUAGGCUGGCAAUUAGGCAACCCGUAUCCGUCGGGAUCGGUGCCCACAAGGAGUGAUUGGCGGAUCAUCCUUGCCUACUUUUGCCCUCGCCGCCAGUGCUGAUCAAGACUCUAGCCUUUGUUUAGUUUUGUUUGGUUCCUUUCUUAUUGUGCAUGUUUGUUCCUUAGAAAUGGGCUUUGAGAUUGUGAGCCUUCAGCUUGUAACCGCUACUUUGCGAUGGAAUGAAAGCCUUUUUCUUCUUGUUUCAA
This is a messenger RNA of Amborella trichopoda, 1354 nucleotides long. The record is from RefSeq and is a predicted model, not a curated record. NCBI's taxonomy places the organism in Eukaryota, Viridiplantae, Streptophyta, Magnoliopsida, Amborellales, Amborellaceae.